Messenger RNA from Pseudoliparis swirei, 953 nucleotides. RefSeq lists its product as uncharacterized. Bases 327 to 953 code for a protein of 208 amino acids. The record is from RefSeq and is a predicted model, not a curated record. The transcript is spliced from 6 exons. Lineage: Eukaryota; Metazoa; Chordata; Actinopteri; Perciformes; Liparidae.
CAAAAGUGUUGGAUAUUCAGUGUUAGGGUUGAGUGUUAAAAUAUAGAGUUAUUUCAACUCGGGUUUAGUGUUCAUCAACUCCAAGAGAGUUAUUGUUCAAAAUGAGUUGGUGUUAAUACAGGGAGUCAAAUGUCAUAAUCUGCAAAUAACUCUACAGUGUUGAUUUUACACUACAGCUAGUGUUACCCAUCCCCCAGAAGGCUGCAUGUUUGAAAGAGGCGGGAGAUUGUUUCACGCAGCCAGACAAACACCUUAAGACUCUUUUCUGUGGACUGGACAUGUUCAGACAUCAUUCCAACUGUGACUAGGAUGAUACGUGUGACAAUAUGCUGGUCAAGGUGAGAUUUGGUUCAAGUCAGAAGUAUGUUAAGGUGGCAGAAACCGAAGCAGGCUAUGAAGACUACAAUACAUUUAUUGAGAAAGUAAUAGGAAAGUUAGGUCUUCCUCUACAGACAGACUUGCACGUGACGGAUCAAUCAGGGACAGAGGUGGAUGCAGAUGUGUUUGAGGAACUCUUACAAGCAGGGGAUCUUGCCGUCAAUGUGUCCACAGAAAAGUCUGGAGUUGUGCUUCAACCAGAUCAAGCAGAAAUUUCUUUUGAGUCGAAUGUGUCAGACACCGUAUCCUCUGUGCCUUCUGAUUCAUCUGAUGCAACAAUAACUCUUGAGAACGAUGGUGGGAGGAAAAGGACCCACGACGAUCGGGAAUCAGCUGAAGCGAUGGUGAGAGAUGUUCUUCAGUCCAAGCCAGGGGGAGAAAAGGUGUUGCAUGAAUAUGACAAAAUGAAGACAUUGACGGAUGGUACCCGGCGACAUAUGAUAAACCUACUGGUGGCUGACAUGAUUGAAGUUCAUGGGAGGAUCCCACCAACCUAUGUGCGAACAAAAUACGCUCUUGGCAUUAUAACUCUAUUUCCUUACCUCGGGGAUCCUUACUCAAAAAUGGAUAUGUAA